AUGCCUCCAGGAAAAGGUAGUCGCUUCGUUGGUGUCGCUGAAGAAUAUCUACGUCACAAGGCCAUCAAGCUGGAAGAGCGAAUGCGCUCACUCGAGGACGCUCUUGCAAUCCUGCAGGUUAAUACUUCUACUCAGCCACACCCAUUGCUGACCAAAAUAUGGUCAAAUGAAGAGGCUGAUAGUGGGAGUAGCGUCGAUACCACACCUACGAUGGCAGAAUCCAACUCACAAGGUCUGAUAGAUGCCUUAGGCACUUUGCACCUUGAUGGUGACCCAGAAUCUGGUACUACUCGUUUUUUCGGACCUUCCGGAGGUUCUGAGAGUUUAUUGCUGACUGGAAAACGAAUUAUCCCUGAAACUCCGACAUCAUUGUCCGAAACACAAGAAAUCGAGGUUGAUUACCUGCCACCUCACAUCAGCAAGCUUGACCAUGCCUUCCCUUUCCCUCCCCCAGGGCUCCCCAAAGAACACUUGCGAGAGACAAUAGAAUCCUACCUACCGGAUAUCCGGCGCGCUGUUUCGUUAUGUGAGACUUUCCUAAAGUCUCUCUCAUGGACGUUCCAAAUAGUUUCGCGACAGCAAAUUAUUGACGACCUCAUCCCAUUGAUAUACAGGCUGGGGAUAAAAUCAUCGAAGCAGCCACAUUACGGACCACACGACCUGGCCUUGCUAUUCAGUGUACUAGCGGUCGGAGCUUUGUUUGAUCCCGCCCUUCCCCCGUAUAAUUCCGAAGCUCGUCACUAUCAAAAACUGGCGCGCGCUGCCUUGGGUUUGCAAUCUAUAUUUUCGAAGCGGUCUAUUGUCACGAUUAAGGUAUUGCAUCUUAUGAGUAUGUACUACGGCAUGAGUGGCGUCGAGAGCAACGCGGAGCUUUGUUAUUCUUUUCUCAACCUUGCUGGUCAAGUCGCACUUCAGAUUGGGUUCCAUAAUGAUCCUUCACGAUGGGGUUUUGAGGGGAGAGAAGCCUACGAACGCCGCUCAUAUUUCUGGGCUCUCUUUUCUCAAACUCUCUGGCAAAGCCUGACCAUUGGACGCCCUCCCGCGAUUAUGCCAGCUGUGGUUGACUGUAAAAUCCCGGGUGAAUUUGACGAAGCUACGUACCGGUUGGGAGAAAUCCCUAUUACAUUUGGCAGCUGGAGUUCUCGGUUCACAGCGGAGUGCCUAGCACCAGUCGUUGAAGCGACUCAGGCUGUAAAGCCACCUAACUACCAAACCAUCCUCGAGUUGGAUCGUAAAAUACGGGAAUUUUCUGUGCCUGUAUCUCCGCAUUCACCUCAUUCCGACCGUGAGCCCACAGACAUGCGUACCUUUGCUCAAUCACGUUACAGAGAGUUCACGCUCAUGUUCUUGCACAGAGGUUUCUUUGCACAGGCCAUGGGUGACUUUCCUUCAGAUCCUCUUAGAAGCCCUGUAGGCCGAUCAUUCAUGGUUGCCUACCAAUGUGCCUGUGCACUGAUCGCAGUAACUAUCGACACAUUCGAGCUACAGCCCAUGUUGUGUUCCCGAAUGUGGCGAAUAUGGUCCCAUACAUUCUCAUCAGCAGUUAUCGUUGGCACCGUCGCCAUCCGAAGACUCGGCAUAAAAUUGGACCCGGACCCAUUUGACCAACUAGAAAAGGCGUGUUCAUUAUAUCGCAAUGCGGCGCAGACUUGUAGUCGCGCCAAAAAAGCGCUGCCAAUUUUACUUCGGCUCUAUCAAAAAGCGGUCCAUGCGAGGAUGGACCCCCUUCAACACGCCAGCCACAAACCACCUUCAAGGUCUUCUGGAUCGGAGGAUGAACCCGACGAAUUAGAGGUGUUUGGCGGUCGGACACUACUAGUAACAAAACUUUCCAAGAACGUUUCAUGGUCUCCCCAACAUCCAAUCCAACUUGCGAGUUCCACAGCGACUCAAAAUAGUUCCCCAAACCAACGGAACGAUUAUCAGUCGCAUCUUAUUAACAUCCCCGUGAUUCGAGACUCUGCACUUGGGGAAGGGGCGGUCGGGCUGCCUGAGUUGGAAUUUUUUCACCCGGAGAUCCCUGGGCCAUCAUACUCUCGUUCUCUGUGCGCUCCCUCGCUUCACGGUCUCCAACAAGGACAGCAAGGGGAUUUGAUGUUGGAUGACAAGUGGUCUUCCUUUGUAUAUGAUGCAUCUCUUCCUCUAGGAUAUUCCCAUCUCGGUCCACAAGCUCGUUGAGCGAUUGCUGAUUGCACCUGUUCGUGCGAUGCGAUUGAUUCAAGUACUGUAACUAUAUCGCUGAUUUGGCAUGUUCAUUUUUAAUGUGUUCGUACAUUAUAGCAAGCUAAGCCUUUCAUUACUUCUAUCA
Messenger RNA from Suillus subalutaceus, 2308 nucleotides. Its product is annotated as fungal-specific transcription factor domain-containing protein. Bases 1 to 2178 code for a protein of 725 amino acids. The transcript is spliced from 10 exons. Gene Ontology annotation, biological process: DNA-templated transcription. Gene Ontology annotation, molecular function: zinc ion binding; DNA binding. The record is from RefSeq and is a predicted model, not a curated record. Lineage: Eukaryota; Fungi; Basidiomycota; Agaricomycetes; Boletales; Suillaceae.